CGGUAAUGCACCAAAUAGUUGUUUGCCAGCUGCCAUAAAACAGCAAGUAGAAGAAUGAAGGAGACUUCCGGUUCCUAGCGGUGGUUGCGUAAGGCUGUGCGCUACCAGUGCGCGUGAGGAACAGCGAGAGGCAGCAUCAUAAGAGCGUGAAGUGGGAAAUUGGGGGCUGUGCUGAGCAGUUGGACAGGAGAUCCAACUCACACCCCACAACAGUCCCUCCUCCCCCCCUCCUCCCCUUCUUCCCUCCCUCCUCCUUUCCCUCCUGUGAGCUCCCUGCCCCGCCUGGCCUCUCCUCCACUGUGCGCCCAGCCCGGCAAACAUGUCGGGACCUGUUUCAAGUCGGGCAAGAGUGUACACGGAAGUGAACACGCAUCAGCCUCGAGGGUACUGGGAUUACGAAUCUCAUGUGGUCGAAUGGGGAAACCAAGAUGACUACCAGCUGGUGCGGAAGUUGGGCCGUGGAAAGUACAGUGAGGUCUUUGAAGCCAUUAACAUCACGAAUAACGAGAAAGUGGUGGUCAAAAUACUCAAGCCGGUGAAGAAGAAGAAAAUCAAGCGCGAGAUUAAGAUUUUGGAGAACCUCCGAGGAGGACCCAAUCUGAUCGCACUGGCAGACAUCGUGAAAGAUCCAGUGUCCCGGACCCCUGCUUUGGUUUUCGAGCAUGUAAAUAACACAGAUUUCAAGCAAUUGUACCAGACCCUGACAGAUUUUGACAUACGGUUCUACAUGUACGAAAUCCUGAAGGCUCUGGAUUACUGCCACAGCAUGGGCAUCAUGCACAGGGAUGUCAAGCCACACAACGUGAUGAUCGACCACGAGCACCGGAAGUUACGGCUUAUCGAUUGGGGUCUAGCUGAGUUCUACCACCCUGGGCAGGAGUACAAUGUCAGAGUGGCCUCCCGCUACUUCAAAGGUCCGGAGCUGCUGGUGGAUUACCAGAUGUACGACUACAGUCUGGACAUGUGGAGCCUUGGCUGCAUGCUGGCCAGCAUGAUCUUCCGGAAGGAGCCUUUCUUUCAUGGCCAUGAUAACUAUGACCAGCUGGUGCGAAUAGCAAAGGUUCUGGGAACUGAGGACCUGUAUGAUUACAUCGAUAAGUACAGCAUUAAGCUGGAGCCGCGCUUCAAUGACAUCUUAGGAAGGCACUCUCGUAAGAGGUGGGAGCGCUUCGUCCACAGUGAGAACCAGCACCUGGUGAGUGCUGAGGCCCUGGACUUCCUGGACAAGCUCCUGCAGUAUGACCACCAGACCCGGCUUACGGCUCGCGAGGCCAUGGACCAUGCCUACUUCUAUCCUGUUGUGAAGGACCAGGGUAGAUCUGGAGGCAUGACUUCUGUGUCCAGUGGAAAUACUCCCGUGCGUUCAGCCAACAUGAUGUCAGGGAUCUCCACCUUGCCGGCCUCCACUCCCAUUGGUUCCCUGGCCAGCCCAACGGUCUUUCCUGCCACCGGCACCUUGCAGACUCCUGUGCCUGUUACUGGCGGUGCCCCGUAGUGAUUCCAGCCUUCCAGUCAUCCUUACUUCAAUCGUCACUCCUGACCAUUUUGCAAUAUGAAACCACUGCAUGAGGUGUGGGUGUGGUGGCCGUUUCCAUUUUUUUUGUGGCCAAAGAUGAUUGCCAGCCAUGCAUCACGUGGAAAGAUGUAAACUUUUCAGGCAAAUACUGUGUGUCUAUUCACUUGGAAAGAUUAGCUGUGAACUUGGUAAAUCUGAGCCACUCACAGAUGCCCAAAACGUACAGACAAAAUGAAGUGGAGUUUUGAAAACUUGAUUUAAGGAUUUGGACCGCAGUGACUUUGUGGGACCUGAUGAAUACAGUUUCAUGAAUUCCAGUUCAAUAGGUAGUUAUGCCUACACCUGUAUCAGGGUGUUUCUAUCAGGUCACUUUUUAUCCGAGUCAGAUACAGCAAGUCAUCUGGAUUCUCCAGCUUCUAUUCUGAUCCUUACCUUUUCAUAGUGGGCGGAUUUUGGUAGGUUUGGGCAGCAUUUUGUUUUGAAUUGACACAAAAUUGCCACCUUGAAACACAAAAUACAAGCCAACUCUCCUAUUUUUUUUUUUUUAGUAGAAUUAAGAAUUCACUUUAGUAGCAUUACCAAAGUUAAUGAGUAUUGGAGAGUAGACCAACCAAAACGUGUGUAAGGUUGUUGCAGCCAGAGGUGAUUGAAGAAAUCCUGUAGUUAGGAUAUUAGGAAUAUCAUAUUGAGUAUAAGCAUCUCACCUUGUUAAAAUGUUUUCUAUAGAAUUUUUUUUAAAAAUAUUUCCAUGUCUAAUUCUCUGACACUUUUGGUUUGUUUUGUAUUGAGGUUUUCUACUGUUGGUUUUACUAUAAUGUUUUGUCCUUUAGAUCAGUAUUGAUGUUCAGUGUGAGGGGUUGAACUUUCUUUUUGAGCCAGUAAUGGGAUGUUGAAAACCCGGCAUACUUAGACAUAGCUAUAUGCAUUGCUUUCUACUUCUGAAAUCCAAGUAAAAAGCAGAAAGUUGUAAUAUAUGUGGCUAGAAAGAUCGUUUGGGGUUAUAUCACUAAAUAGGCAUUGUCCUGUUAUUUAAGUAUUUGACGGGUAUUUGAGACUGUGUAAAUAAACACUUCUUUUACUUAA
Molecule: messenger RNA, 2599 nt
Organism: Paramormyrops kingsleyae
Lineage: Eukaryota; Metazoa; Chordata; Actinopteri; Osteoglossiformes; Mormyridae
Product: casein kinase II subunit alpha-like
Biological process (GO): regulation of cell cycle; peptidyl-serine phosphorylation; peptidyl-threonine phosphorylation
Cellular component (GO): cytosol; protein kinase CK2 complex; nucleus
Molecular function (GO): ATP binding; protein serine/threonine kinase activity
Source: RefSeq, a predicted model, not a curated record